Messenger RNA from Rhododendron vialii, 532 nucleotides. RefSeq names its product dolichol-phosphate mannosyltransferase subunit 1-like. NCBI's taxonomy places the organism in Eukaryota, Viridiplantae, Streptophyta, Magnoliopsida, Ericales, Ericaceae. Gene Ontology annotation, molecular function: dolichyl-phosphate beta-D-mannosyltransferase activity. Gene Ontology annotation, biological process: GPI anchor biosynthetic process; protein O-linked glycosylation via mannose. Gene Ontology annotation, cellular component: endoplasmic reticulum membrane. The coding region runs from base 31 to 360 and encodes 109 amino acids. The record is from RefSeq and is a predicted model, not a curated record. The transcript has 3 exons.
AUUUAGCCGCACUUCUGUUCUAGUUCAUUUAUGUCUAAAUUUUCUGCGAAACCAACCAAUCUACCACUGGACUCCUUUUUGAAGGAUUUGGAGACUGGUGGAACUAUAGUUACUGGAACUAGUUAUGUCAAAGGUGGUGGUGUGCAUGGGUGGAAUCUGAAGCGCGAAUUGACAGGUAGGGGAGGUAAUGUCCUCGCCCAGACACUUCUUUGGCCGGCUUUGUCAGACUUGACUGGAUCUUUCCGGCUCUAUAAGAAAUCGGUGCUUGAAGAUGUCAUAAGCACUUGCGGCGUUAGCAAGGGAUACAAUUUUCAGAUGGAGAUUAUUUUUGGAAGCUUCAAGAAAAGGGUACCAUAUUGAAGAGGUUUGAAAUUACCUUUGUUGAUAGGGUAUAUGGAAGUUCAAAACCUGGAGGUUCAGAAAUAGUUGGAUAUCUUUGUGAACGUAUGAUGCAAUAUAAGUGGUUUGUUUACCUUUGCAACGUUGUCAAUCGUAAGGGUCUGGCAUAUUUUUUGGUUACGACUCGAAGUGG